AUAAGCUUUUUGGGAAGCGGCUGCUCCAGGCCGGGCGCUACAUCAUGUCCCACAAAGCCUGGAUGAAGACGGUGCCCACAGAGAACUGCGAUGUCCUCAUGACCUUCCCAGUCCCGGAGCUGGCAGCCCGCGGCGUCAUCCAGCAGGUCUUCCCCCUGCACGAGCAGAGGAUCCUCAAGAGGCUGAUGAAGUCCUGGGUGCAGGCGGUCUGUGAGGCUCAGCCCCUCGAUGAGAUCUGCGACUAUUUUGGGGUGAAAAUUGCCAUGUAUUUCGCCUGGUUGGGGUUCUACACCUCGGCCAUGGUGUACCCCGCCGUCUUCGGCUCCAUCCUCUACACCUUCACCGAGAGCGACCAGACCAGCCAGGACAUCUGCUGCGUGGUCUUCGCCAUCUUCAACGUCAUCUGGUCCACACUCUUCCUCGAGGAGUGGAAGCGCCGAGGGGCCGAGUUCGCCUACAAGUGGGGGACGUUGGACACCCCGGCCGAGUCCAUCGAGGAGCCCCGGCCCCAGUUCAGGGGCGUUAAGAGAAUCAGCCCCGUGACCAGCGCCGAGGAGUUUUACUACCCACCGUGGAAGCGUCUCCUCUUCCAGUGCCUGGUCAGCCUCCCCGUCUGCCUCGCCUGCCUCUCCCUCGUCUUCCUCCUCAUGCUGGGCUGCUUCCAGCUCCAGGAAUUCGUGCUGAGCAUCCAGGAGCUGCCCCGCAUCAUCCGGUUCCUCCCCAAAAUCGUCCUGGCCGUCAUCGUCACCGCCUGCGACGAGGUUUACAAGAAGAUCGCCUACUGGCUGAACGAUAUGGGUGCGUGGCGGGCUCUUGGCAGAGGUGACCCCAGGUCCCAUCCCAUCUAUUGUCACCAAUGUGGAGGCCCCACAGGAGGUGUUGUGGGGGGGACACUGUGCUUGGGGGUCCUGCUCAACCACGGGGAGGAGCAGGGACCCCAUGGGGGAAGGAGAUGGGGAUGCAGGGACACACAGAUCCCCCUCCAUGGGUGUUGUCCCCUCCAUCCCCGGGUGACAGUGCUGUCCCCCCCCCUCUUUUUGUUGUGUCCCCCCCCUCUACAGAUGCUGGCCACGCUGCUCAUCACCCGCCAGUUCCUGCAGAACGUCAGGGAGGUGUCACAGCCCCACCUGUACCGGCGCCUGCGCCGGGGGGACAUCAACCUCCACAGCCUCCGCCAGCUGGCCCACGCCGUCCUCCGCCUGCUGGCCUCCCACCGCCGGCCCCCCAACCCCUCCGAGGGGCUGCGGGGGGAGAAGAAGUGUCUGAACGGAGGUUGCGGGGUGCCGGAGGAAGAGGAGGAGGAGGAGGAGGAAGGAGAGCGUCGGGAGUCGGAUUCGGAGGAGGAGAGCGCCCUGGACUGCGGGUUGAAGCUGAAGAAGGUGAGCUUCAUCGAGAAGGCGGAGCGGCGCGGCGGGGAGCCCGGGGGGCCCGAGGAGGAGAGCUUCCUGGAGGAAGGCAGCCCCACCAUGGUGGAGAAAGGCAUGGACCCCGCAUCCGUCUUCGAGCUGUGCGAGGAUGAGGAGGAGGCCGAAGGUCCCCUCCCCGGGAGCCCGGUCAAGGCGGCGGAACCGGCGGUGGUCCCGCGGGUCGGCGGCCGGAGGAGACGGGGGGCGGAAGGGAGGGAGGAGGAGGAAGGUGAGGAGGAAGGGAGGAAGCGCAACCGGGCGUCGUGGAUCGACCCGCCGGAGGAGGACUACUCCACGCAGCUGACGCAGGCGGAGGUGGAGAGCUGCAUGAAGAAGUACGAGGACACCUUCCAGGACUAUCAGGAGAUGUUCAUCCAGUUCGGUUACGUGGUGCUCUUCUCCUCCGCCUUCCCCUUGGCCGCCAUGUGCGCCCUGGUGAACAACGUCAUCGAGAUCCGCAGCGACGCCUUCAAGCUCUGCACGGGGCUGCAGCGGCCCUUCGGCCAGCGGGUCGAGAGCAUCGGGCAGUGGCAGAAGGUGAUGGAGGCCAUGGGCGUCCUGGCCAUCGUGGUCAACUGCUACCUGAUCGCCCAGUGUGGGCAGCUCCAGCGCCUCUUCCCCUGGCUCAGCCCCGAGGGAGCCAUCAUCUCCGUGGUGGUGCUGGAGCACUUCGCCCUCUUCCUCAAGUACAUCAUCCAAGUGGCCAUCCCCGACAUCCCCGCCUGGGUGGCCGAGGAGAUGGCCAAGCUGGAGUACCAGCGCCGGGAGGCCUUCAAGAAGCACGAGCGGCAGGCGCAGCACCACUUCCAGCAGCAGCAGCGGCGCAAGAGGGAGGAAGAGGAGCGGCAGCGUCACGCCGAGUACCAGGCCCGCAAGGAACGCGAGUCCAACCGCGACGAGGCCAAACCCGAGGCCACCGGCCAGGACCCGGCUCACGAGAAGAGCCAGAGCAAAGGGAAAAGCUCCGGAGGUUCCUCCUCUCACAGCUCCGACAAACCCAAACGCCCCAGCUCCCUCCUGGCCACCAACAACGUGAUGAAGUUGAAGCAGAUCAUCCCUUUGCAGGGCAAAUUCCUCUCCGGGGGGGCUGGGGCUGGCAGCACGGCCACCGCCAGGUCCCCCCAGUCGCCCACCGGCAGCGAGAACAAGCUCCCCGGCUUCCUCAGCUUCAAGUUCCUCAAAUCCCCCGAAACUAAGAGGGACGCGGCCACCGAGAAGGUCCAGUCGCCCACCAAGCCAUUCAACCCCGGCAAGCUCUUCAACUUUGGCAAAUCCGAAGGGGUUGGGGGCAACGGGGCGGGGGCCACCGCCUCCCCCCAACCCCCAGCCGGCCCCUCGGUGGACACGGGCGAGCGGCCGGUCCCCAGCAAGUCCCAUCUCAACGGGGCGCCGGAGGAAGGGGGUCGAGAGGAGCCGGAGAGCCGGGCGGAGGAGGAGAGCGGGGGCUAUAAACUCUAACCAGACUUUUUGGGGGUCCGGGGGGCAAGCGGGGGCUACCUGCCCCCCCCUCCUCUCCAGGGGACAUCGUCACCCUCUCGCCUCCCCUCGCCGUCCCCCGCUGCAGGGAGGGUUGAGCCCAUCGGGGGCCACCACGCUCUGCACUGUCCCCCUCUGCCGCGUCCCCUCGUGUCCCCCCAAGUCCCCCCCCAGCCAGGACCCACCACCAUCCUGACCCCCAGCUCCGGUGAGGAUCCGGCACCGAGGACACCGGAGCCCAGCGCCGGUUGGGACCAUCCACGGCCUCGGAUGGAGCAUCUCAAGGGGUUUCCAUCGGUGGGAGAUGUCCCCAACCGGCUCCGUGCCAUGAACUUGGGGUCCCACAGGAGCCGGCACGGGGGGAGACGCCGCGGUCCAGCCCCAGGGGACAAGAGGGGACCCCGGUGCUGCCAGAUCCACCCCGGGCUCGUCACCACCGAGGGGACGCCGAGACGUCGGCGAGAGGAGCCCGAUUCACCCGUGCCUACAGCCCCUGCCCUACAGCCAUCGCCGGGGCCCGCCGGCACCGGGGGCCGUGCCCUGCUCCCUCCCGCUCCCGGAGGAUCCAUUCCCAGCACCGGGACCUUUUCCUGCCCGGAGCCCGGCCGACCGGGAGGGACACGGGGGGGUGAGCGGCCACCACCGGCCACCUGGAUCCCCAAUGCAUGGGCAGAAUUGCACUAAAACCCAAACAAAACCCAAGGCGAGCGACUCUUUCUCUCUCUCUCUUCCCCCCGAGAGGUGGCCACUGGAGCAGAAAGGUGGCCACCAGAGCCGAGAGGUGGCCACCGGAGCAGAGAGGUGGCCACUGGAGCAGAGAGGUGGCCACUGGAGCAGAGAGGUGGCCACCGGAGCUGAAAGGUGGCCACUGGAGCUGAAAGGUGGCCACCAGAGCCAAGAGGUGGCCACCAGAGCCGAGAGGUGACCACCAGAGCUGAGAGGUGACCACCAGAGCCGAAAGGUGGCCACCAGAGCCAAGAGAUGGCCACUGGAGCAGAGAGGUGGCCACCGGAGCCAAGAGGUGGCCACCAGAGCAGAGAGGUGACCACCAGAGCCGAGAGGUGACCACCGGAGCCGAGAGGUGACCACCGGAGCUGAGAGGUGGCCACCAGAGCAGAGAGGUGACCACCGGAGCAGAGAGGUGGCCCCCGGAGCCGA
Messenger RNA from Calidris pugnax (ruff), 4040 nucleotides. It is a transcript of the gene ANO8, whose product is annotated as anoctamin 8. NCBI's taxonomy places the organism in Eukaryota, Metazoa, Chordata, Aves, Charadriiformes, Scolopacidae. The transcript is spliced from 12 exons. Gene Ontology annotation, molecular function: chloride channel activity. Gene Ontology annotation, biological process: chloride transmembrane transport. Gene Ontology annotation, cellular component: plasma membrane. The annotation marks the transcript as partial. The record is from RefSeq and is a predicted model, not a curated record.